Molecule: messenger RNA, 4081 nt
Organism: Alosa sapidissima (American shad)
Lineage: Eukaryota; Metazoa; Chordata; Actinopteri; Clupeiformes; Clupeidae
Gene: tbxa2r
Product: thromboxane A2 receptor
Exons: 3
Coding region: 750-1904 (384 amino acids)
Biological process (GO): adenylate cyclase-activating G protein-coupled receptor signaling pathway; inflammatory response; positive regulation of blood pressure
Cellular component (GO): plasma membrane
Molecular function (GO): thromboxane A2 receptor activity
Source: RefSeq, a predicted model, not a curated record
AUCAGGGAGCCUCUUCACAAACAGGAGGUCAAUUUUCACAAAGCUGUUCUCCUGCAGGAAUAGCGCUGCACUAUCCGCGGCUGAAACAGCCAACUUUCCUUAAUUAAAUUGCCUCAACUAACAACACCAGAUCUACAAGGUCGGAUUCAAAGGGAUACUGUUUAGUCAGUGAAUAAUAUCAGUGUUCCCAACAAAUGUGGCUACUUUGGCGGAUACUUUGAGCAUUUCCUGGUUUUACAUAAGUCGUCCCUUGAUCUCCCGAUCCCGAGUGACCAUGGACAGAAGAGAGCCCAAUAUUUCUAAAAACUCUUCCUGGCCCUCCCUCUCCCUCCUCCGUCUUCAGCUCUAAAUCCACUGGGCAACUGGCGCGCAUUCCCCCGGAGGCGCGCGAGUGGACGGACAGAUCCUUAUCACCUGCAUCUACAGCCGAGGGUCAGUAAACACUUGCCGUUUACAGAAAGUUUAGGAAUUUCAGAGCAUAAAUUUCUCUCCGCAUUCCGAGAGUGGCAGCAGUCAACAGAAGUUACUGUAAGGAGCGGGAGAGGAGUUUGCGCGUGGACAUUGCUGGAGAGUUGCUUUUCAGUGUAAAAACGAGGCUCGAGCUCCCAAAGGUUUUUCACUACAGGAGAAUGCUUUGACAAGUCUGACGUCUUCAGGAUGAAGUAACAUAUGAGCGAGCGUCUUCCCAGCUUCUGGAAGCCUGCAGCCGAGCCCUUCACACAACCAACCAACCAACCAACCAAUCAGCCAUGCAGCCACAUGUGAUUGACAGCAACUGGACCUCCCCCUCAGCCAAUGAGACGCCGCUGUGCUACUCCAUCAGCAGCCCGCCCUACAGCUACACGAGCACGCUGGCGUCGGCGUACUUCUCUGCGGUGUUCAGCGGGCUGGGUCUGAGCUCCAACCUGUUCGCCCUGGUGGUGCUGCUGCGGGCGCUCUCUCUGCGCUGCGCCGCACGGUCCGCCUCUCGGCCCGGCUCUCGACCGCCACGCUCCUCGCGCUCCUCCUUCCUCAUCUUCCUCUGCGGCCUCGUCUUCACCGACUUCAUGGGCCUGAUGGUCACCGGCUCCAUCGUGGUCUCGUUCCACGCCACGCAGUUCAACUGGCGCCGGCUGGACCCGCACUGCCACUUCUGCAACUUCAUGGGCACGUCCAUGGUGUUCUACGGGCUGUGCCCGCUCCUGCUGGGCGCCGCCAUGGCCGUGGAGCGCUUCAUGGGCAUCAACAGGCCCUUCUCGCGCUCGGGCAACAUGUCGCGGCGCCGCGCCUGCCUGAUGGUGGCGCUGGUGUGGCUGUUUGCGGGCACCGUGGCGCUGCUCCCCCAGGUGGGCGUUGGCAGCUACCACAUCCAGUACCCGGGCUCCUGGUGCUUCCUACACAUCAGCGCCGAGCUCGGACGUGACCUCACCUUCUGCCUGGUGUUCUCGCUGGUGGGGCUGCUGUCGCUGGCCACGUCCUUCCUGCUCAACACGGUCAGCGUGGUCACUCUGCUGCGCGUGUGCUGCGGGCCGGACGCGGUCCAGAGACGGCGGGACCACGAGGUGGAGAUGAUGGUGCAGCUCAUCUUCAUCAUGCUCAUCGCCUCCGUCUGCUGGUGCCCUCUGCUGGUGUUUAUUGCAGCGACUGUGUUGCGGGGAGACACGGCCCAGAUCCCCUACCUGCUGCUCUGGCUUCGCUUCGCUACGUGGAACCAGAUCCUGGAUCCCUGGGUCUACAUCCUGUUCCGACGUUCUGUCCUGAAGCACGUCUACCCGCCCAUGGACUGGUCCCGCGGCUCCAUCCUCUCCCUCUACACCUCCGUCCGCAAGCUCACGCGCGCUUCACUGGGGCCCGAGGGGGGGGCCAAGGGGAGCGAACAGUCCCCCACGCCCCCUCAGACCAACCCCCCAGCUGACCAGUCCUGAGUGGACACACACACACACACACACACACAUGCCUCCCUGCUCCUGGACACACAUAGAGACUGACAGGCCUCAUGAGAGGAGAGUGUUUACUGUAUGUGUGAGGGGGUGAGCCUGUGGAACACUUUCUGUGCUUUUUAGAUGUUAAUUGUUUGUGAGCUUCAAUUUGAGUUUGUUUGGGUUCAUUCCCUCCGGCGGUGGAGCUUUUUGUCCCUAUUGGAGGGCGGUAGGCCGGUGAAAGUGUUUAUGUGACCGUGCGGUAACGUAAGCAGCUGUCAUCAUGGCCAUCUGGAGCCCAUCUCAGCCCGUCCUGCACCCUCACCACUAACGAGCUCCACUCUCCACAGUCUGGUCAUGGCCACGUCAGGUGUGUGUGUGUGUGUGUGUGUGUGUGUGUGUGUGUGUGUGUGUGUGUGUGUGUGUGUGUGUGUUUGUGUGUGUGUGUGUGUGUGUGUGUGUGUGAGAGAGAGUGUACGUUUGUGCGUGUUUGUGAAUAUGUGCGAGUGUGUGUGAGUGUGUGUGUGUGUGUUUGUGUGUGUGUGUGUGUGUGUGUGUGUUUGUGGCAUAUGUCACUAUGUGAGAGUGUGUGUGUUCUUGAGACUGAGGAGUUGGCAGCCAGCAGCUGUUCCUAAUGUGUAAAUCAGUCAGCUGUCUGCAGGUUGAGCUGUUUGAGUAACAGAAGAAGGCUGUCAUGUCUUUACAAGUCGGAUAUCUGGACGGGGGGACACUGUGGACCGAAAGGCCGCCAGUCAAACAAAGAGAUGUCACUGAGAGCUAGCGGCCUGUGGGUGUGUGUGAACGAGACAUCGGCUCCGGCAUCGCACAUUGCCUCUGCUCUCUUUCUCUCACACACUCACACACACACACACACACACACACACACACUCAGUGGAAGUGAUGUUGGCUCCUCAGGCUGGCGGACCGUGGACAAGUGGGAACGAGACAUUGGCUCCUCAGUUGCUCACCUCACCUCAGAACCAGAGGUGGAGAACCCUAAUGACCAGAGGUGGAGAACCCUAAUGACCAAAGGUGGAGAACCCUAAUGACUGUGGACAAACGAAGGAUGGAAGUGUGAACAAGUGUCCUGAUCUUAAAUGAAAAUGUGAGAGAAACUUCUCUAUUAGAUAGCUUAGCUUAGCUUAGCCAGGCUUUAGAACUGUAACCGCUAUAUAGCUUAGCUUAGCUUAGCCAGGCUUUAGAACUGUAACCGCUAUAUAAACAUAAACACAGUUAAGCUAAUGACAGAACGACCCACCAUCUUCCCCAUGUGUGUCAGUGUUAUGCAACUGCUAUGCAUCUGAAUAUGAGCUGCUUGUAGUUAGUUUCUCAGUGUAGACGCAAUCAUUGCUAAAGAGAUAAUGAAGCAUCAGAUGGUAUCUGAGCGUGGUGGUGGACAGUCAGACGGUCUGCUCUUGCCUUCUGGAUGCUCACAUGACCGCUUCUUCAUACUCCAGUGUUGUUAUCUUAUGAGCACAUGCUGUUCUAUGUACACUGAGCUACAGUGCAGCUUAUCUUACUGUGUGUGUGUGUGUGUGUGUGGGGGGGGGGGGGUAUGUGUGUGUGUGGGUGUGUGCAUGUGUGGGUGUGUGCGGUUAUCAUGUGAUGUGUGUCUGUCCGGAUGUCCGGGAGCAGAUGGAAUGCCCCACCCCACAAACACACACGCGCACACACACACUGACCAGUCCAGUGAUUGGAACGGCUAUCCAGCAGUAUCUCAUCAAACCUAUCUCCUCAAGCAUUUCCUCUCAACCGAGCACAGAUCGGCCUCACUCCACACACACACACACACACACACACACACACACACAUACACACACAAAACCAUUUCAAACAUUUCCCCACAACAAAGCACUGAUGGGUGUCUGAAGCUCCCUCCUCCACACCCACACAGUAUGUGUACACACACACACACACUCAUUUACACACACACACACACUCAUUCACACACACACACACACACACACACACACACACACACACACACACACACUAAUUUACUCACACACACACACACACACACCUCUUUAAGCCUUUCCCCUCCAUGAAGCAGUGAGGGUAGUCUGAACACCACACACAAACACACACACACACACUCUGUUGACAUGCUGUAAACUUUACCAAAAGAACACACACACACACUCACACACACACACACUCUGUUGACAUGCUGUAAACUUUAC